This is a messenger RNA of Cornus florida, 1299 nucleotides long. Its product is annotated as putative disease resistance RPP13-like protein 3. The record is from RefSeq and is a predicted model, not a curated record. The transcript is spliced from 3 exons. The coding region runs from base 1 to 1299 and encodes 432 amino acids. Gene Ontology annotation, molecular function: ADP binding. Gene Ontology annotation, biological process: defense response to other organism. NCBI's taxonomy places the organism in Eukaryota, Viridiplantae, Streptophyta, Magnoliopsida, Cornales, Cornaceae.
AUGGCUGAGAGUGCAGUAACCUUCCUACUCAAUCACCUAACCAUCUUCCUUCAACAAGAGUCAAAACUCUUGGGAGGAAUAAGAGAAGAUGCUGAGGGACAUCAGAGAUACCGUUACAAAUUCAACAUCUCAGAGCACAGCUCAAGCUCCAACACAGUCAACAUCACAUGGUAUGAUCAUCGAGGUGAUGCACUUCUACUCGAAGAAGCUGAGCUUGUGGCCAUUGAUGGGCCCAAGAAGCAGCUGAUUAGGAAACCGGAUCCUCAAAGAUUGGAAGCCAUAGACAACAAUAACCUGAAGGCACAACUCAAGGACUUCCUCCAACAAAGAAGGUACGUGAUUGUUCUCAAUGAUGUGUGGAGUAUAAAUGCAUGGGAUGCCUUAAAAUAUGCAUUGCCUGAUAACAAUUAUGGCAGUCGAAUACUGCUCAUAACACGCAUUGGUAGUGUAGCUUCAACCUCUAGCGUAGAAUCCCAUGGUAACAUCCAUGCUGUGAAGGCAUUGUCGCCAAAAGAGUCUUGGAUUCUAUUUUGUUGGAAGACCUUCCAAGAGAAAUACUGCCCUCCACAUUUAGAGGAACUCUCACAAAGUAUCUUGGAAAAAUGUAUGGGCUUGCCCCUUGAAAUGGUGGCAAUUAGUGGUGUUUUGGCUACCAAAGACAAGAAUAGAAUGGAUGAAUGGGAAAUGGUUAUCAUAUUACCAGAGGAUUAUCAUAUUAAGAUAAUGAAAUUGAUUCGGCUAUGGACUGCGGAAGGAUUUGUGGAAGCGAAAGAAGGGAUGACUUCAGAAGAAGUUGCUGAAGGCUACCUUAAUGAGCUUGUUAAUAGAAGCUUGGUCCAAGUGGCAAUGAUAUGUUACGAUGAAAGGCUUAGAAGGUCCCGCAUCCAUGACCUUUUUCGUGAGAUUAUUAUUUCAAAGUCAAUAGAACAAAGCAUUGCAGCGAUCGUUAGUGAAGAAAACACAAGGUGGCCGAAAAAAGUUCGCCGCCUAUCAAUCCACUAUACCUUGGGAAACUUGCAGCAAACAAAUCAUUUUUCUCAACUUCGAUUGUUGCUAAUGUUCAAAGUGGCAGAGCCUCUAUCUAAGUCAUCAAUGCCUAUAUUAUUCAAUGGUGGUUUGAUGUUGUUAAAGGUUUUGGACCAGAGAGGUGCUUCUUUAGAGACAGUUCCAAAUGAAGUAGCCAAAUUAUUUCAUCUACGGUAUUUAAGCUUGAAGAGAACUGACGUGGUAGGUGACAUGGCACAACUACUAGCACCAUUGCAGAAUGUGUCUGACGUUGCACCAAUGUUCACAUGUUAG